ACCGGGCAGGCCGGGCUGGAGGCUACGGGCCACGGAGCCGCCACCGCGCAACUGCGCAUCCCCGUGGGCGUGCCGGCGGGUGGCGCUGCCCGGCCCCGCGCAGCGCGAUUGGGCGUGGGGAGGGAGCGAGGGCUGCUCCGGAGCCGGGAGCGUCGCUGCCAGAGAAAGUUUUGGGGAGGGGUGGAUAUAUUUUUUUUUUCCCCGUUGCGAGGAAAGGGGGUUUGGUUUGGGUUUGUUUUGUUUGUGCCGCUCCUCGCCCGCUCGCUCUCUCCGUCUCGCCGUGGGUUUUGGGGGACUGUCUUCUUUUUUUUUCCUUUCUUUUUUUUUUUUUGUUUUCUGGAGGUCGGUUUUCCCCCUUGCCCCUGCAGCAAGUGCUCCGCCAGCCGCCUCUCGCCCAUCCCUCCCCAUGCCCCCGGGGCAGCGGGCAGCUCCUCGGCGCUCACUGGGGAGCUGAUCUGCGAGGGCGGCGCGUCCCGGUCCUCGAGCAGGAUGUACACGGCCGGGCUGGCUCCUUUCUACGCUUCCAACUUCAGCUUGUGGUCAGCGGCGUAUUGCUCGGCUCCGGCAGCCGGCGGCUGCUUCCCUCUGGACGCCGCCGUGGCGAAGAAGCCUUCCUUCUGCAUAGCCGACAUCCUCCACGCCGGCGGCGAACCGGCGGGAGGACCAGCCGACAGCCUGCCGGGAGGUGCUGGCACCGGGAUGCCGGCGGCGGCGCUGGGAGCCGCCGUCCACCACGCCGCUCCCUUCCACGCCGCCGCCUCGCCGCUCCGACCCACGCCCGUCGUGGCCCCCGACGCCCCCGCCGCCUUCCCGCCGCGCCUCUCGCCGCUCUCGGCCGCCUUCCAUUCCCACCACCACCACCCCCCCCGAGCCCCGCAGCACCGGUCCGCGGCGGUGGCAGCGUCGGUAGCUGCGGGUGGAGGAGCAGGAGGCGCCCCGGCCCCCCGCCCGGGCGGCCACACGCACGGCUCGGCGCCCGCGCCCGCCAGCAAGGACCUGAAAUUCGGCAUCGACCGCAUUUUAUCGGCGGAGUUUGACCCCAAAGUCAAGGAAGGCAACACGCUGAGAGAUCUGACCUCCUUACUAACCACCAGCCGCCAAACUGGGGUUCAUCUCCCCAACUUGCAGCCUUCCGCCGGCCAGUUCUUCGCGUCUCUAGACCCCAUUAACGAGGCCUCUGCUAUUCUGGGUCCCUUAAACACAAACCCAAGGAGCUCAGUUCAGCACCAGUUUCAAGACACUUUUCCAGGUCCAUAUGCGGUUUUAACCAAGGACACGCUGCCUCAGACGUACAAGAGGAAACGCUCCUGGUCCAGGGCUGUUUUUUCCAACCUGCAGAGGAAAGGUUUAGAAAAACGGUUCGAAAUCCAGAAAUACGUCACCAAACCAGACAGAAAACAACUGGCGGCGAUGCUGGGGCUAACAGAUGCUCAAGUGAAGGUGUGGUUCCAGAACCGGCGGAUGAAGUGGCGGCAUUCCAAGGAAGCGCAGGCCCAGAAGGACAAGGAGCCGCCGCCGGAGCCAGAACCGGAGCCUCCAGCGCAGCGAGCCGGCGGGCCUCCCGCCGCCACCUCCGGGGAGCCCGAGCGCAGCCCCAGCCAUUCCGAGGGCGACAGCGACAGCAGCGACGCCGAUUCCCUCGACAUGGCCCCCAGCGAUACGGAACGGACUGAGGGCGCAGAUCGAAACCUGCCCGCCCCCGGGCUCGGCAAGUCCUCCGGCAGCCCCAGACUCCCGUCCCCGCUGCCGCCCGCCGCCGCCAGCCCCGAGCCGCGGGGCGCCCUAUAGACGGGGCGGCCCGGCCGUGCCCGCGCCCGGGACAUGCGCGCUUAUUUAUCUCCCUCCAUCCUUCGAGGAGCAGAGGAGCCCCGGGACGGCCGCCUCUCCCUCCACGCUGCCCGCAGGAGAGCGGGGAAUUCUCUGGUGGUCCUUUUUUUCUUCUUUUUUUAAAUGUUAUUUUAUUCUCCGUCUCCCGCCCCUUGCCCUCUCCAGGAAAAUCCGAGCAAAGGACUCCGAGAACGUGCUCUGAAAUCCUCCCCUCCUUUCCCCCUCCACCCCCCCAAUUUACAAUGUGAAGUAUUUUGCCAACGUCCUCAUCAUCGGUUGCAACGUGUUGCUUCGAAUAAUCCGGCCAACAAAUACUGCACUGACAAAAUAUAUAAAUAUAUAUAUAUAUAUCUCCUGUAAAUAAAAUGUUUGCUAUGGUUU
Messenger RNA from Cuculus canorus (common cuckoo), 2208 nucleotides. RefSeq names its product H2.0 like homeobox (gene HLX). The transcript has 4 exons. Gene Ontology annotation, molecular function: DNA-binding transcription factor activity, RNA polymerase II-specific; sequence-specific DNA binding. The record is from RefSeq and is a predicted model, not a curated record. Gene Ontology annotation, biological process: regulation of DNA-templated transcription. Lineage: Eukaryota; Metazoa; Chordata; Aves; Cuculiformes; Cuculidae. The coding region runs from base 490 to 1788 and encodes 432 amino acids.